Messenger RNA from Phycodurus eques (leafy seadragon), 5629 nucleotides. RefSeq names its product coiled-coil domain containing 30 (gene ccdc30). NCBI's taxonomy places the organism in Eukaryota, Metazoa, Chordata, Actinopteri, Syngnathiformes, Syngnathidae. Bases 262 to 3789 code for a protein of 1175 amino acids. The record is from RefSeq and is a predicted model, not a curated record. The transcript has 26 exons.
GGUGCUCGUGGAAGCCAGUUCGCUUCGCUUGGCAUUACCGCGCCUGUCGUCAACCUUUUGCUCAACUUGGACUAAUUGUCGUUCAAGGCAGCAAUGAUGGGGCAGAAGAGAAAUUUGGAGGAUAACUUUGGUGCAUGACGUCAGAUUGACUUAAGAGGACAAAUCUUCGUCUUGAACCUUGCUUUUAUUCCCCCUCUACCAACCACGGAAGACAAGCUCAAUCCCUGCCAGAUGCUGCUCCAUCCAAUUUAAUGUGUCACCAUGGACCGCGAAGAGGUACAGACAGAGCUGGACCAGAUUUCCGUGUGGCUCAGGGAUGAUGGUUUGCCUCCAGGGGCUAGUCCAGAUGAGCGCCAGCACCACCUUUGGCGGCGGCUCCUCGACACUGAAGCGGAGCUGCAGGUGUCCACCCAGGAGCUGCGUACUUUGCGUUCCCAGCAGGCCAAUGAGAUGAAGGAGAUGGACAGCUAUGUAGCGCAUAUCCGUGGGCUGCUGCAACAACGCGAGUGUGUGACUGCUGGCUGUGAAAGGGACAACGAAAAACUGCAACAAGAGCUGCUCCACAUCAGACAGCAACAAGAGAUUCAGAGCAAGGAGCUGGCAGAGAUGUUAGCACAGGAAGACCUUGGGGAGAUGGGUUUGAGCAGCCCCAGUGAGCAGGUGGCUUACCUAUUGGUGGAGAGGGCAACACUGCUGGAGAGGCUUGAGGCUGCCGAGAGGAGGCUUGAGAGCCACAGCUUGUCUGGCAACAUAAGGGAUGUCCCGAUCCAGGGUUCAUCUCAGACUCCAUGGAAGAAGCUGUUUGGGCUGCGCAGGUCUGCUCAGAACAAAAACAAUAUUACCCCUCUUCCUGUCCAAACCCCACCCGUCAUUGAUGCCCAUCUCAUCCAACAACAGGCUCACAGUGAGGAGCUGUCCCGUGAGCAACAUGAACGGCGGCGGCUGGAGCGUGACUUGGAGGAGGCGUCGAGCAGGCUGGAGAUGGCUCAUCAAGAAAUCCGAAGGCUCAACAAUGAGCUGGAUGUGACCAAAAGCAACAGCCUUGACCCCUGUGGGUCUGAGCUUCAGGAAACACUCCAAGAACUAGAAAUUCUGAAGAAAGAAGUGGACAAAGUAAAACAGUGCGAUAUGAUGAAGUUGCAGCGAGCCAAAGAGCAAAGUAACAGACUGGAUGCUGACAACAGAAGUCUGAGGGAGACAGUGCGCUCUUUAGAGUCUGAUAAGAAAACCCUUCUCGAGCAGUUGGAAACAAGGAACGUAGACCAAGAUGCUUCCCUGAAAGAGGAUGGGAGGCAAAACAACAAUUUCAGUGAACUAAAGAACAUGUCUGGCUUUUCAACUAAAGAAUCGGAUCCAACUCACAAACGCUGUCAUGCAAUGAUGGAGGACAGACUUGUUCAGGUGAGAGAGCUGGAGCGUCAACUCCAAAGGCUACGCAAGGAGCAGCAGGAGCUGGAAGAGAGGAAUGAGGAGCUGGAGGCUUUGCUCGGUGAGGCCCAGAAUGCCAGCAAGGAGGAGAGGCUUCGCCAUGACGGAGAACUGGAGGGACUACAUCGACGGAUCAAAAACCUUGAGGGAGAGCUGAAGAAGCAGGAAACCCAAGAUAAGCUGUUAAAGAAUGGAGAAGAGGUCAAAACCACAGAGUCCUUCUUACAGCUGCACCUACGGGACAGCGGCCCGGAGAGAAUGGCUCUGCUGGAAGCUCGUCUGACUGAGGAGAAGGACUGGAGGAAACAACUGGAGCUGGACCUCAGCGCUGCUCAGGCUGCUUUAAAAAAAGACAAGGAGGCUUUGCAAAUUGGUGAGAGAGAUCUGAAGAAACUGAGACUUGAGGUUAACAGUCUCCAGACUGAAUGCCAGCAAGGGAAAACUCUCAUCAAGGGUCUCAACCAAGUCAAGGGGGAAAAGGCGGUUCUGGAGGAAAAGUUAUCCCAGACGGAGCGAGCUCACCGUCGACUCCAGAGUGAGCUGGAGCGUCACAAAGAAAAUAACCACACCCAAAAGAACCUGCGAGAUAACAGAAUACAGGUGGCCCAACUGCAGGAGCAGGCUGACAGGCUGACCAAAGAACUAAGCAGCCUUCAGACAGAACACAACACACUCAAAGAUGAAAUGGCCUCUGAGGGGCAGAAGGCUGCUGAGCUGCAGGCCAAACUGAGUGACAGUAUCCAGAAGAAGCUGGCAGUUGAAGGGGAAAGAGAGAAACUGGAGAUUGAGAUAAAACACCUCAAGCAACAACUCCAGCAGCAUCACUUAGCACUUAGCAGCAACCUGAAGUCACCUCAAUUAGAGUCAGUUUCUGGUCCAGUGGAGAAGACCAUAGAGAAAUGCUUGAAUCAGUCCCUGGACAUAGUCCAGCAUCAGAGGGCAGAAGAGGCUAAACAUUUGAAGCAGGACCUCCAAAGAGUACAGAGCCUUUUCACCUCAGCAGAACGAGAACUGCGCUACGAAAAGGAGAAGAACAUGGACCUGAAGAGGCACAACACCCUGCUGGACAAUGAAAAACUUAAGCUUUCUGCAGAGCUGAACCAGGUGCAGACCAAGUUGGCCCAGGUGCAGCAAAGUCUUCACACUCAGGUGACUAGUUCAGAACGUCAGCAGCAGAGAAUCAGGGAGCUGGAGCUGGAGCUGGCACGCCACUCAUCCAACCGCAGCGUUGCCAACAGUCUGCAAGAGGAGUUGCAGGCCGAGAGGGCACAGGUCAUUACUGCUGACAAAAAGGUGCUGGAGCUGCAACAGCAGCUCAAGACAACCCAGCACCAGCUGCGCAUUGAGGAAGCUCGGGCCUGUGAGAGGAGCCGUCUGGAAAGAGACAGCAGGGAUCUAUCUGACACCUUGUCCUCCCUGAGAGCCCAGCAGCAGGAAGACCAGAUCAAAAGGAAGCUCUUGGAGCAGCGCGAGGAGGAGCUCCAGCACCAGGUACGUUCCCUGAGGUUGAAGGAGGCGUCGCUCACCAGGACCAAUGCCGAGCUCAGCCACCGAGCACAACAGCUGGAGACAGAACUUAACAAGGCCCAAGAGGAGAUAAGAGAUGACCAAGCAUCUUGUCGCAGACUAAAGGAUGAUCUAGCGGCCAGUCAGCUCGAUUGUGACAGAAUGCAGGGAGAGGUCAAGCAGGUUUUCCUGCAACUGAACACCCAUGUCAGAAAGUACAAUGAAAAACAGAGUCGACACAAGACCAAACUACAUCAGGCCAAGCAGGUCUUUCUCCAAGCCACUGCACAGCGGGACAACACCAUCCAGAAACUGGAGAACGACUUGAUCCUGGCCGCCAAUCUCUCACACAAGGCAAAGGAGAGCAUCCAUAAUGUGAUGGAGGAAAAUGAAAAGCUUCUAGAGGAGAGGAGGAGGCUAUUGCUGAAGAUAAGCGAGGUGGAGGAAAUGGGCAACAGUAGCAUGAGAGCUGCAUCCACUAUCCAACACAGGGUCAACGUCUUAGAAGCAGAAAACGGGCGACUACAGGAUCAAACUUUGAGGCUGUCCAAUCAGGUCAGUUCCUUGGAGCGUGCCCUGCGGAACGCCCAGUCCUUCAACAGCAAUGAGAAUUCCAAGAAAGUUCUUUGUGAAAGCAUCCUGCAAACAUCUAAUUUAAGCUUCACGUCUGGUUCCUGUGACCCUUGGGAGUUGUUGGACGCAAUCUCUCGCACCAAGUUUGAGCAUGUGUCGGACAGCACUCGAGCAUCGGUCUCCACGCAGCACCCAUCAGAACAAGGCUACCUGAACCUCGUCUCUCCGCUGUUUCCUCCUGACACUAACCUGGGGACUCCGAAUAGCGGUGGUGAUGUGUGAGAGGCACCACAAGCUGAUGACGAGAAGACAACGGGUAAAAUCUAAGUGGAAUCAAAAUACUGUAAUAAUUAUUAUUAUAGUAUACCAUUAUAAUGACAAAGGACUUCCUCUGCAGUUCUUGAAAAGUGGUAUUAAAAUGACAGUUUCUUAUUGUUAUGUUAAUGGGUAAGAUAGGACAAAGUACGUCAGGCCAGUGAAUGUUGAAGUGAUAUUUAAAACUGAGCACUUUAUCAAGCAUUUCAGUAUGUUUACAAUAAGGAAAAUGUAGCUGUCAGAUGUGAAUGAUUUACAUUUGUAUCCUUUUUAUUAUCCACAAUUUGGAAGUUUUUUUAAAUGUAGUCAGUGUUAUUACAUUCGAGUGAUAGCGUUGUGGACACGUUUACCUUGCAAAAGCCUGUGUAACUCUCCAUGCCAUAGUAUGCACUGACGAGUCACAAUUUUCUGAUGACCUGCACAAUAUUAUGAUAGCCAAUAGAAGAGCAGCAUCAAAUGUUCUGCCUUUACAAAGGUAUGUAGCAUGAAUUAAAAAUGAAUGCAUGAUUAAUAGGGAAUAACCGCAACUAACUUCCACCUUGAGCAAACACGGAUUGAAGCAAACUUUAAAUGUCUACAAUUUUUUUUGUUUGACACAAGAUGUCUUCAAGAGCUACCAAAGAUGGCAAUAUCUGAUGUUAAGGCUUUGUUCGUGUUUAUAUGUAACAUCAUAUUUGUAUAAAAAAAAUGAUAGACAUGUAUUAAACUUUAGUCUGAAGACAGCAGCCAUAAAGAAAAUAACAUUUUAGAAAGUUCAGUUUCAAAUCAUCAUGUCAUCAACCCAUAAUUAUGCCAGUUAUCGCGGCAUUCACAGAAGGUCCGCCGACCUGUUUUCCGGGUUUGGUCCGCACAUAGCGGAUUAAGAGUUUAAGAGCAAUGUGACAGCACUUUAGCACACACUCUAAUGAGAAAAAGUAAACUUUCAAUAAAUAGUUGAAACGUAACCAUAGGCUCGUUUCAAUUUACCUCGGCGCACAACCCAAUUUGAAUAAAAACGGAAAACUUUAAUCAGUCUCGUCAUCGAGUCUGUGCCAGUCCUUUUGAGGUCGUGAGUCCACUCACGCGACCAAGGGAAUGUUGGUGUUUUUGCGUUCCCUUUAUCAAGCAAAUGGUUAAUUAACACACACUGUCUGUUGAAGUCCAAGCAACAGAUACGAUUCAUAUGCAGUCUUCGUCAAAGAGGUUGUUGCAGAAAGUGCGUCCUGUCACCCACCUCUCCCUGAGAUUCUGACCAGAUGCUCAGGAGAAACAAGGUUAGAAAUAAAUUACCUUUGUUGUCACAGUGGAAUUGGAGAUUCAGGGUGGGCAUUAUCAAGCCGACCAGCUACAGCACCCUACAGUGAAUGUUCUGUUUUGAUUGUAGUAAUUUAACAAUAGAUUCAGAAUAUUUGAUGCAGCUCUUCAUUGUGGAAGUGCUCAUAAUGUUGUGGCUGGUCUGUAAAUACCAGGUUUCUCUCCACUGCUGUUGCUGCUCCAGUAUUUGAUGCUAAGCUCAUUUUAAACCUUGAAAGAGAAAGUGAGGUUAUUUCUUUUAUCUAUUCUGAGUCUCCCAAGCAUGAUUUAUUUGUUCAUUCCCUGGAGGCUUUGUGAGAAGUAAUUGCACUUGAUCAAACACUGAGAGAGCUUUAUGUUUUGUACAAUCAAAUCACCACUUGCAUUUACUGUAUUAUACACAAUAGGUACAGAAGAAACGUGUCUUAAAUGUGCCAAAAUAAAGUGUGACUUUGUUUGAUAAAUGGCAGUGCAGAGGAAACUCAAAAAAACCUUUUGACUUUGUGUUUUUAAAGCUAUUUUCAUAAAUAAAGAA